GGGGAGGGACCUGGAGGACUCAGGGGAGGAUUGUAGCGCUCAGGCUCAGGGAGUGGAGGGCGCCGCAGUGAGAUCGCUGCUGUGUAGUUGAUAGACUGGGCGGGGCUGGGACGCAGGCGGGACCCGUGGGGACGCGAACCCGGGCGCCUAGAUGCCCAGACAGAGGCGACCGCGGGCACGUCUUGGCCACGACCUCUCGGCACCCUUGGGCCUGUGCACCCUGGCCAUCUGCCCUUGGUCCCCAGCCGGCCAUGCCCUCACCCGCGCCUCCCACCGAGUUGCUGCCGUGGGAGCGCGCGGUGGUGCUGCUGUCGUGUGCGCUGUCAGCUCUGGGCUCGGGCCUCCUGGUGGCCACGCACGCCCUGUGGCCUGACCUGCGUAGCCGGGCGCGGCGCCUGCUACUCUUCCUGUCGCUAGCAGACCUGCUCUCGGCUGCCUCGUACUUCUACGGAGUGCUACAGGACUUUGCGGGCACUUCGUGGGAUUGUGUCCUUCAGGGCGCGCUCUCUACUUUCGCCAACACAAGCUCCUUCUUCUGGACGGUGGCCAUCGCCCUCUAUCUAUACCUCAGCAUUGUCCGAAAUACGCGCGGGCCCUGCACGGACCACCUAGUCUGGGCUUUUCACCUCAUCAGCUGGGGUGUCCCGUUGGCUAUCACGGUGGCAGCCGUCUCUCUAAAGAAGAUAGGCUAUGAUGCGUCAGAUGUGUCCGUGGGCUGGUGCUGGAUCAACCUGGAGGCUGAGGACCGUGUCCUGUGGAUGCUACUGACUGGGAAGCUGUGGGAGAUGCUGGCUUAUGUCUUGCUACCUCUGCUGUACCUUUUGGUCAGGAAGCACAUCAACAGAGCGCACCAGGCGCUCUCGGAAUACCGGCCCAUCUGUGAGGGGCGCCAGCUGCAGCGAGGGUCCUCCACCUCCACGGCCGAUAAGAAGCUGAUUCUCAUUCCGCUCAUAUUCAUCUGCCUCCGGGUCUGGAGCACCGUGCGCUUCGUCCUGACCCUCUGUGGCUCCCCAGCCGUGCAGACACCCAUGCUGGUUGUUCUGCAUGGUAUUGGAAACACCUUCCAGGGAGGGGCCAAUUGCAUCAUGUUCGUCCUCUGCACUCAGGCCGUCCGCAAGAGGCUCUUCUCUCUUUGCUGCUGCUGUCCUUGGCCCUCCACCCAGAGCCCUCCUGGGGCUCCUACUCCCCCUAAGAUGGGAGAGUCUCAGGAGUCCAGACGGACCCCAGAAGUGCCCAGCACUUGAACAGUUGGCUUUCCUCACUGUCCACGCUAGUGCUGCCUUCCUGGUUCCUGCUUCAGGAUUCGGGGACCAGACACACUGAAGCCUUGCCUAGUGAAGCUCGGUGGAGGGACAGCCAUCAGUGUGGACCCCUCUACCUCCUGGACUCACAGGCAGGCAGUGCAUUCCUUGCACACUCAUGUCCUUGUCGAGUGGGGUUUGUUUGUGUAAGCACAAAGACGGGAGACUCCGCUAACCAGGACACUGGUUCUCCGUGUCCCCGGCCACCAGCGCUGUUUACAGUUGGAGGGAUCCAUACCUGUGGACCCAUCCCCAUGACUGAAUAAUGGACACCAUCUUGGAUCCCAAACAUCACAGUAUGGAGUCCAGGUUUGCCGGGGUGUUGAGAAUCCCUGGAGACCCUGAGGAGAAUUAGCAAUGCUGAUCAGCCGAGGGUAAUAUCCUUAAACUAGCUCGAAAGUCCACCAAGGUCACAGGAGGCUGCCAUCAUUAAUCCAAACCACCCAGGCACACACUCAUGGGCACCUCACGGAGCCUCUGCGUGGGACAUCACCCCUCAAUGUUUCUUACAUCUGAAUUUCAGCACAGGCCAGAGUCCAGAGUCCCGUUCAUCAGUCAAUCACUUAACAUUCACACCCCCUCCCAGUACCAGGACAGACAGUGGCUCAACUCCAGUCCCUAUGGACAAUUAGUUAGCCUGCUGUUCUCACAGAACCCUGUCCCCCGGUGACUCAUACAGGGGUGAGUGGGGAGGGCGUGUGGCUCUACAGUUCGCUUAGGAAAGAUGAUCAGAGAGCUAGUGAAGGAAUCUGAUUCCACCCCGAAGGUAAAUGAUUUUGAGAUUCAACCUUGAGCCGGCUCAGUGUAGUUUCCAGGUUAGUCCUACACGCAAAAUCCUUAAACACCUUUGUGUUUUGUUUUGUAGUUAUCUGGGGGAAAUAGAAAUAGGAUUUUAAGAUGAUUAUAUUUUAUUUUAUUUUUUGAGAUGGGUCUUAUGUGGACAUGCUGGCCCGGAACUUGCUCUGUAGAUCAGGCUGGUCUCUAACUGAGAUCUGCCUCCUGAUAAUUACAUUUUAAAAAUAUGAUUUUUUUUUUUUGUGCCUGUUAGGGCAGGUGCUCUGCCACUAAGUUCUAACCCAUUCCCACCCACCCCUUUUUUUGAGACAGAAUCUCACUAAGUUGCCUAGACUGGCCUUGAACUCUCUCUUGACCAGGCUGGUCUUGAACUUGAGAUUUUCCUACCUCAACUUCCCAGGAAGCUAGAAUUGUAGCCUUGGGCUGACAAGCCUGGGCAGAGAGGGGCUGAACUGAGGUCUGCACCUCUCUCUACCCAACGGUUCUUCUAUCCAUGCAUCCCUCCUUUCAGGCAGCGGGGUGUGCUGACUCGCAGGCUCUCGGUAUGGGAAGCAUGCCCGCCACCUUGCAGUCAAGGUGACAGUAGCGCCCUUAGAUUCUGUCAAUACUCCCACAAAACGGAGAGGAUGCUCAGAGCCUGGUAAAAUGGCUCAAAAUGAAAGCAGAGUCACUUGGGGCCGUCAGUUCCCAUCGCUAUCAGGAAAGGAAUAUUCGCUCUGAGGGCUGUGACCAUGUACUCCUCUUCUGGUUUCCUGAAGCAUUUCUUUAGGGAAAAUCUACAAGAGGUGUGUGUGUUCCCUUCUGGGAGUCAAAGAAAGCUCCUCGGCUGUGCUUACAAAACCAGUCUGUGCAGGGCAUCCCGAGAUCCUUUGAAGAUAUCACAGCCAAUGUGUGUGGCUGUCAGCGUACAGCGGUAAUGAUCUCCUGGCUUCUAAAAUGGAACAGAAAUUCUAGGAAUUUGUUUCCUGUAGAGAAAAUAAGCUACAACAUACCACAGAGGGAAUGAUGGUGGAACAAACCCAGCUGGACAGGGCUCCGUGGAGCCCUGGCUAUUUGGGGCCUUGCUCAGGGAAAACCUUGCAGAGGGGCAUCAGAAAGCCCUGGUCCUGGAGCCUGGGGCUUACCCAAGCUUUCUGGUUGAUGGUUGAUGCAACUGGCCAUGUUUGCUGCCCGUAAAACCCUCUACAAAGUCUACACUCGGCUCUUUCCAUCUGUUUCCCAUGCUGCCCUGUCACCUUGGGUGGCUGGUGGUGACCCAAGGCUUGGUGCCUGGCCUCUAGCCCUGUGAACUCAGAGACAUCAAACUUAACUCAGCCAGUGACCAAGUGGGUUUUCUGGGCACCCAGGGUUCAGAACUAAAGAAGGAAAGACUCCUGGGGCCAGGAGGGGACUUGGAGCCUGUGAGGCCACCAGCCCCCCUUCGCUUUGCUCAGCCUGAUGGGUUACCAUCUCUGUUAGGUAGUGUCAUUAAUAUGUGUCUGUCUGUGUCUGUCAGUCACCCAAAUGUGACCUCAGCCUUAAUGGGUGCUCCAGCCCUUGCCAUGCACCCCUUUUCUUAAGCACUUUGUGGAUCUUGUUCUGCUAAUCCAUUGCCAGCUGCUUCCUGCCUCUGACUUUCUGAGGCUCUCUCUCUCUCUGUGUGUGUGUGUGUGUGUGUGUGUAUGUGUGUGUGUGUGUGUGUGUGUCAUUAUGCUCUAGCACUUAGCUAGUUUCCCAUCUCUGUCCAUUUUAUUUUUUAAGUUUUGAAACAAAGGGUUCUCACUCGUUGUCCAGGCAGGCCUUAAGCGGUUUUACUGUUUCUGGGUUUACAGGCCUAUGCCACCCCCAGUCAGCUUUUAAAAGCAUUGUAGUUUAUCCGAAGUUCACAGUACCAAUGAGAGCAUAUGUCUUUGUUUUUAUGUGUAUGAGUGUUUUGUGUGUAUAAGGGCACCUUAGUGUGUGUCCAGUGCCCUCAGAGGCCAGAGGGAGCCUGGUCCUCUGAGAGUGGAGUCACAGAUAGUUGUGAGCUCUGGGUAAAGGGAACUAAACCCGGUCCUCUGCAGGACCAGCCAAUGCUGGGACCUGUUGAGCUAGCUCAGGACCAGCCAAUGCUGGGACCUGUUGAGCUAGCUCUGCAGCCCCUCUGCAAAUGUUUGUGUGAACUCACAGUUGUGGCAUAAUUAAACCUAGCAUGAGAUUUUUUUGGAAGUGAUGUUAACUCUCUGUGAAAGCCCAAACUCUUGCUGUUUUAAAUUAAACGAAUCUGUCAUUU
Arvicanthis niloticus (Nile rat) is the source of this 4347-nucleotide messenger RNA. RefSeq names its product G protein-coupled receptor 157 (gene Gpr157). Lineage: Eukaryota; Metazoa; Chordata; Mammalia; Rodentia; Muridae. The record is from RefSeq and is a predicted model, not a curated record. Gene Ontology annotation, biological process: adenylate cyclase-activating G protein-coupled receptor signaling pathway; cell surface receptor signaling pathway. Gene Ontology annotation, cellular component: plasma membrane. Gene Ontology annotation, molecular function: G protein-coupled receptor activity.